AAAGGCUCCUCGGCGAUACAUCUUGCUAGUAGACGAUCUUUGACUGAAGGUGGUUGGCCAAGUUGUCAGGACAGGCGAGAGUCCACGGGAUUACAGCGGCCAGGGAAGCUCAGGAGACACGGCGGGGUCGACCCAACCUGUCAAGUAGCCCGUUAAAUCAAACUUUGGCGGCCAUACGAGCAGAGAAAAGGGAAGCUCUCCGGGAUUUGACUCCGUCCACGAGCCGCUGAGGGAGUCUUCUUCUUCUCCCCACGGACGGACGGACUGGAAGCAGAGCUUUUCCCACGAUGCCAUGGUAGGAAUUACUUCUGUUUUGCCCUGAACUCUCAAGCAGACAGUCUGAGGCAAUAUGGCACACCUGCCUAUAGCCCCAGGUGAGGUCUACGUGGAGGUGGAUUACGACUAUGAGUACACGUCCAAGGACCGUCUCAUUUCCAUCCGCCAGGGUGAACGCUACCUGCUGGUCAAGAAAACCAAUGAAGAUUGGUGGCAGGUGAAGAAAGAUGACGGGACAAAAGCGUUUUAUGUACCUGCUCAGUAUGUUCGGGAAGUUCGCAAAGCUCUCAUGCCUCCUCCCAAGCCCAUUCCUUAUCACCAUGGUGGUGCUUCAAAAACUCCUGGCAGUUCAUACUGGGUCAAACCAGCUCAUCUGGACCUGGGACUAAAAGAUCAACCCGCUGAAGGCAUCAGUCGGCGUGAAUCCAAAACGCGGCGGUCUCCGUCUGCUCAAACCGCUUCUUCAGGUCACUUCACUCCCCCAAGUCAACGCAGGAACAGUAACCACUAUCAACCCCCCCUUAGUCCGACUGACCACGAGCCAGCUCUGGAGGCUGGAAGCCAGAGACCUCAACAGGGGUCGUCCAUCACUCUGCCCCGCAGCCGAGCUAGAUCCCCAGACUUGGUCAGAGACCCCCUGGAGGGUGAUGGCACUCAUUGUGACUCUGCGGGGGAAGAUAGAGGCACCAAUGACUCUGAGUCUGGAGAUGAACUGAGCGGCUCUUCCACCGAACAUCUCCAGAUGGGUUCGUCGGGUCAGGUCGGUUCUGAUUCCUCCAUCUACACUAACCUCCAGGACCUGAAGAUAUCACAGGCAAACCUGCCCCUUCAGCCCUCUGGCUCCCCACUGCACAUAUCAGGGGACUGGGAGACCCACAAAGACCAGAGUGGGAGGCACUAUUACUAUAACCGCUUCACUCGGGAGACGACAUGGAAACCGCCCCGGACCAAAGAGGUCAACAACGGAAACUCGCGAGGAGAGAGUCACAGCGCUGAAGAAAGCUCUGAGACCACUCCUCUUUCCCUGUCGCCUUCUCUCCUUCCCUUCCUGUCGCUCUCCCUCGGUCGAAUCCUGCCUCUUUCUCCGGAGGACACCUGCUUCAGUACCUACUCUAGCCAGUCUGACAGCCAGUAUGGCUCCCCGCCACGUGGCUGGUCGGAGGAGAUGGAUGAGUACGGCCACACGCUGUACGUCAGCGACUAUACUAAUGAGAAGUGGUUAAAACAUGUGGACGACCAGGGCAGACCGUAUUACUACAGCGCAGACGGCUCCAGGUCAGAGUGGGAGCUGCCCAAGCUGCAGUACACCACCUCCCCACCUCAGCUGCCCAAAGAUGUCCAGAAGACCAAUAGUUUGGACAGGAAAACAACCAAACCCCCCUCCUUGGUUGUGUGGAGAAACAGCAACGUCUUCCCUGAGCUGAGUGAAAAGCGGCUGUUAAAAAGCAGGCGUUCCCGCUCAGGCUCUGCCCGCCCACACCCAUACAAACACCAAGAAGCUCCUCUGGCCCCCAAGUCUCCCUCUCUCGACUCUGACUCCUGCUCUUCGUCUCCAAAGCCUCCCGCUUCUCCAAAUGAAAAGUGUGGAGUGGUGAACAUGACAAAGAUUACUGAGAAUGGAAAGCGAGUACGAAAGAACUGGACUUCCUCCUGGACAGUUCUCCAAGGAUCCGAGCUGCUGUUUGCCAAAGGUCAGGCGAGUGGAUCCAGCUGGUUUGGAGGCGGUCAGUCCAAACCCGAGUUUACUGUGGAUCUGAAGGGCGCCUCUGUGGAAUGGGCCUCCAAAGACAAGUCCAGCAAGAAGAACGUUAUAGAGCUGAAGAUCCAGAACGGCACAGACCUGCUGAUCCAGUGCGACAACGACGGCACCAUCACCGAGUGGUUCAACGCGCUGGAGGAAACCGUCCACUCACAUGCCUGUGAAUCUGACGAGGCCUUGGAAGAAGACCUGCCCGAGUCGCCUGGUGAAGAAAUGAAAAAAAAGAAGGACUCCAGGGUGUCUAAGAAAGAGAAAGCCUCCAAGCCGGCCACCGCUACUGAAACCUCUGACAAGACCAAACACAAGCUGAGGAAGUUCCUGUCCCGUCGUCCCACCCUGCAGUCAGUCAGAGACAAGGGAUACAUUAAAGAUCAGGUGUUUGGCUGCAGUCUGGCCAGCCUGUGUCAGAGGGAGAGCAGCACGGUGCCUCACUUUGUCAAGCUGUGCAUCGAUCACGUGGAGAGCAAAGGGCUGAGCAUCGAUGGGCUGUACAGAGUCAGCGGGAACCUGGCUGUCAUACAAAAACUACGCUUUGCCGUCAAUCACGAUGAGAAGGUGAACUUGUCGGACCCAAAGUGGGAGGACAUCCAUGUGACCACUGGGGCUUUAAAGAUGUUCUUCAGAGAGCUGUCGGAGCCGCUUUUCACCUACGCUCUGUUUCAGCAGUUUGUUAACGCCAUCAAAAUGAAUGACUACAGGCAGCGCGUUCAGGCCAUCAAGGAUCUGGUCAGACAGCUGCCCAAACCCAAUCAUGACACCAUGCAGGCGCUCUUCAAACACCUCAUGAAGGUGAUCGACCAUAGCGAGGAAAACCGAAUGAGCAACCAAAGCAUAGCGAUUGUGUUCGGCCCAACCCUGCUUCGGCCUGAAACCGAGACCUGGAACAUGGCGGUCCACAUGGUCUACCAGAACCAGAUAGUGGAUCUUAUACUGCUGGAGUAUGAGAACAUUUUCAGCAGGUAGACGCCACAGGAGGAGAAUGGCGUGUUUCCACUCCUUUAAGCAAAACCAGCCCGGCCCGGCUCGGUUUGGCUUAGCUUCUGUUCAUCUCAAACUCACCGGGCUCAUCUAUUUCCUGGAUCGAUGCAGCCCCAAAUGUUUCAUGAGCCAAAACACAAAUGCCUGUCAGAGUAGCGACCAAAACUCUUUGCACUUUGAAGUAUCUCAUUUCUCCUGCAUUUGUGCCACUUUACUGCAAACUGUCCUGACACUGGAGUCCUGUCCUCAUGCGGGCCGGCAGCUCGAGCAGCAGAGGAGCGCCUCGCUGGGCUGUGAGACACGCCGGCCGGCAGUACUGGAGGGUGAAGAGGACGAUCCCACGGCUUAUAGACGCCACUGCUGCUGUCAGCUUAGCUUUACAUCCUUUACCUGACAGGUGAAAUGGAGCUGGAGCUGGCUGAGGGGGAGGAAAUUCUGGGCUCUUUUUACCUUCUUUUUUUUUGGUCUUUCUCUUCUUGAUGUGUCCUCCGUUACUGGGACGAGGCCCUCCGAACACAUAACGGGGUUUCUGUCACCCCUCCGUGUUACAUCUGCAUGAAACUUUCCCAGUUUGUAGAACAAAUCGCAGCUGUCAGAGCAACAAGAGCAAACGACGGUACUCAGCUGCUACUGUAAGAAUUUAAGAUGUUAUGGCGUUUGAGCUCCAACCAUGAAUCUGUACAGUGUUUUCAUGUGAAGGGGGGUGUGGAUGGAUAACGUUGAUGAUAAUAUGCUGUAAAAAGUAGUUAAUAUGAGUCUGUAUGCAUGGAAUGUUAAGGAAAUGUGAGCGAUGGGAAGAUGAUUGUGGAGAUCACACAGAAAUAAACUGGGAUGUGGAGGUUUACCUGACAAACAGGUACUGCUGGCUUUAACAAAACUGGAAUAAAUUCCUCAAAAAAAAAGAAAAUA
Messenger RNA from Oryzias latipes (Japanese medaka), 3922 nucleotides. RefSeq names its product rho GTPase-activating protein 12. Gene Ontology annotation, biological process: regulation of GTPase activity; signal transduction. Gene Ontology annotation, molecular function: protein binding. The record is from RefSeq and is a predicted model, not a curated record. Lineage: Eukaryota; Metazoa; Chordata; Actinopteri; Beloniformes; Adrianichthyidae. Gene Ontology annotation, cellular component: cytoplasm.